CUCGCUUGACGCCUUAAGGGACCAGCUCCUCCGCAUCCGAAAACUCCAACAACAGCGGGCACUGCGACCACCGCCUUCUUUCUAGGCUUACGACCAACUCUUGAUAGUGGCUAGCCCACUACGUUAUGGAUACCUAGGUAGUUGCCUGUCACCAUACCACCUUUAUUCGAAACCCCAGCCUCUCCUCCGAGGCCUCGCACCCCCACCAACAGCCUACAUCGAACAGGCCCUCUGACCACGAUGCUCGUUUCCCUGCAAGAGCAGGAUCUCUGUCAUCAAUUACGGAAUCUCCCUAGGCGCUAUAACUACCGCUAUACCCAAGAAGCCCGCAGAGACCUUCUCCAGAUUCUCUUUCGGUCGCUCGCUGGUCGUGAUGACUACCUGCCGCUCCUGUUCCCCACCGGGCCUCCCGCCGAACCAGACACUCCGUGGAGCUUGCGAGAUGCUCAGGGAGCGGUAGAGGGAGCGGAAUACUCGGCUGCAGCGAGGGGGAAGCCUUGCGGGCAUAUCUUCAAGAGCGGUGAAGCAACCUACCGGUGCAAGACGUGUAGAGCAGACGAUACCUGUGUUCUGUGCGCUCGCUGCUUCGAUGCGUCAGACCAUGAGGGCCACCAAGUCUAUGUCAGUGUCUCUCCAGGAAAUUCUGGUUGCUGCGAUUGUGGCGAUGACGAAGCCUGGGUGCGCCCUGUUCAUUGCAACAUCCAUUCGGCCGCCGCAGGGCCAGAGUCCAAGUCCGCAGGGAAAGCCAGGGAAGGAUCCUCAUUACCGCCUGAACUUUUGGAGAGCAUUCGCAUGACCAUCGCGAGAUCACUGGACUACCUCAUCGAUGUCUUCUCGUGUUCUCCAGAGCAGCUCCGUUUACCGAAGACUGAGCAAUCGAUACUGGAGGAUGAGCGGACAUCCCGGCUGACUUCAAAAUGGUACGGUGUCGGUGACCUCCCUGAAGACCACCAGGAGUUUACCCUAGUCUUAUGGAAUGACGAAAAGCACACCGUGAAUGAUGUUCAAGACCAGGUCUCCCGAGCCUGCAAACAGAGGAAGCAGUUUGGUCUCUCCAAGGCCCAUGAGGUUGACGAUGUUGGUAGAAGUGCCAUUGUGUAUUCUUCUGACAUCAAGGAGCUUUUGCGCAUGGCAAAGGUCAUCGAAGAGAUCAAGUUGACUGUCACCAUUCGUUCUGCACGCGAUACUUUCCGAGAGCAAAUGGGUGGAGCCAUCAUUGCUUGGAUUUCGGAUAUAGCAGGCUGCAGCGUCGGAGACGAUAAUCAGGUCCUUCGGCGUACAGUCUGCGAAGAACUCCUAAAGCCCUGGCGCGUUGGCAGCGAGGCUUCACAUCAGAAUAUUGGUGAAGAUGGCCUUGACGAUCACGAGAUAGAAGAUAAGGAUGAAAUCAGCGGCUUCCUCCAUCAAUACAUGCCUCGUCAGCGGCGUACGCAGACGCAGAGGAGACGAGAGCGGCAAAACGCUAACAAUGGCAACAAUGAGGAUACUACCGCUUCCGAUGAAGACGAGGACGAGGAGGGCGAGAGUGUAGGGGAGCUUGCAGAAGAUAUGGAUAUUGACGAGAUACUGGGUCCAGAUAAUGAUGGUGAUGUAGACAUGGAGCCUUACGAGAGCCCAGAUGAGGCGCUUGAGGUAUCUGAAGCGACCAUCGCCGGUUACCCGCCGCCGCCACCACCACCUCCUCCGCCAGGCGUUCGACGACGGGACCCUAAUUUGACGCCAGCGGAGUCGGAUAGUGAACCCAUAGUUGCGGCACCUCCGCCUAGUCAUGUAGAACCUUCCCUCCAAGUUCCUGAGACACCUCAUACUCCUCGAACACGGCCACGACCGCUACGGCCACCUCGCCCUGCCAGGUACUGGCUAGAGAGACCUGAUAGUUAUGGGAAGAAACCGGGUACUCCUGCACAUGAAGAUCUCUGGGUUCGGUUGCGUUUAGACCAUUUGAUUCUUUACGACCUAAGAAUGUGGAAGAAGCUACGGGUUGGCGUACGCGACGUCUUCAUUAGCACAGUCGUCACUAUCCCUCAAUUCAAGCGUCUACUCGGCCUUCGGUUUGCUGGGGUUUACACGGCACUGGCCCAAUUGUACCUCAUCGCCGAUCGAGAGCCAGAUCAUUCCAUCAUCAAUCUAUCUCUACAGAUGCUCACCACUCCGUCCAUCACCGCAGAGGUUGUGGAGCGAGGCAACUUCCUUACGAAUCUCAUGGCAAUACUUUAUACAUUUCUCACCACUCGACAAGUCGGAUACCCCUGGAACGUCGAUCCCAAGGCAACUCUAGCAUUCGAGCAAGGUGCUGUGACGAAUCGGCGAAUGUAUCACUUCUUCCUCGAUAUGAAAUAUUUGCUGGGCUCAGAGCAUGUUCAAGAGAGAAUAAGGGAAGAGGAUCAGUACCUGUUACAAUUCCUUGAUUUGGUUAAACUACACCAAGGCAUAUGCCCUAACGUCCGUGCAGUUGGGGAGCAUCUUGAGUACGAAACCGAAGCAUGGAUCAGCGCUUCCCUCAUUACCCGAGAGAUAAACAAGCUGUGCAGACAGUUCUCUGAAGCAUUUUCUUGGCACCGGGAUGAAGACCCAACAAACAUACGCCGUGCGAUUCGUUUGGCUGCCAAGGUUGCCAUCGUUAAUUCACUUGGGUCCGAACGAAAACGAUUUGACCAGUCUGAGCUGAAGUCCGAGACGAGGUUUAAGACUCUUGAUGUUUUUGAGUUUGAUGCUGAACCAUCCACUUUCUUCGGCCUCAAAUACAGAAUCGUCGACUUCGUGGUUGCCAAGGAGCCUAUGAGUUUCCACCAUGCCCUGCAUUACACCUUAUCCUGGCUUAUCGACCGUGCACGAAGCAUGCCUCACGAUCACCUUUUUGGUCUGCUUCUAUUCUCUUUCCAAGAACUACAAGAGCCAUACACGCCUCAAGGCGCCCUUAUUCCCGACUUGCAACCUGAUGAGUACCUUCUCGCACUAUUCGAUUUCCCUCUUCGGGUGUGCGCAUGGCUUGCACAGAUGAGGGCUGGUAUCUGGGUCAGGAACGGCCUUACUCUAGCACGCCAUCAAAUGACCCAGUACAGGAGCGUCUCACAGCGGGAUGUGUCCUACCAACGAGACAUUUUCCUCCUACAAACUGCAUUGGUAAUAUGCAAUCCAUCGGCCUUCCUUGCAACCAUGGUCGAUCGAUUUGGUCUACUGGGCUGGAUGACUGGCCAGUACGACAAUCAACAUACAUUUGAGGAGGGCCAAGCCGUUGAAGUCGUUGAGGAUUUUGUCCAUCUUCUCAUCAUACUCCUUAGCGACCGGACAGCCCUUAUUCCUGUUGAGGACGACAUCGAUCCUCAUAUAGUGGCUAUGCGAAGAGAUAUUGCGCACAUCCUAUGUUUCAAACCUCUUUCCUACUCAGACUUGACAGGUCGCUUGGCCGACAAAACCCAGAACAUGGAUGAAUUCCCUAAAGUCCUUGAGGAGAUGACCAAAUUCAGACCCCCGGAAGGCUUGUCUGAUACUGGAACCUUCGAGUUGAAGGAGCAGAACAUUGAAUUAAUUGAUCCCUACAUUCACCAAUACUCCCGAAAUCAGCGCGAGGAAGCCGAGACAAUCUACAAGAACUAUAUGGCCAAGAAAACCGGAAAGCAGGCUAGUGACAUUGUCUUCGAGCCAAAACUUCGACCGAUUCCUUCUGGUCUUUUCCGAAACCUCUCAGAUUUUACGAGGCAGCCUUUUUUCACCCAGAUCAUCUACUAUUUACUAGGAUACGCACUAGUUGCGGGGAGUGUUACCCCUGGAAUUCCAGCUACCCGCGUUGAGGCUUACGUCCAAUUUGUUCUGCAAUUGCUUUUAGUAGCAGUGCUUGAAGACAAAUCCGAGCAUCACGAGUGGUCUCAAGCUGCGCCGGAGUCGUUUGUCACGUCAGUUUUGACGAAGCACGCAAAUUUUGGUCUAGACCAUCAUCCUACCAUCCUCUCAAUCCUCAAGACACUUCUCGAGAAGGAGAUGUUCAAGUCGUGUGAGCCAAAGAUAAAAUUGAUUCUUCACCGACUCAAGCAGCGCCAACAGAGUACGUUCAUCAUUGCUUCGGAGGCUCUGCACAUGCCGGUUGACCGAAUGGACACAUCAUCUCCCGCCUCUGUUACUCUUCAGGAGAAAGAACUGAAAAAGAAACAAGCUCUAGAGAGACAAGCUCGAGUCAUGGCAUCUUUUAAAGAGCAGCAAGGGAAAUUCAUGGCGAAUCAGGACUUUGAUUUGGGAGAGGAGGACUUCAGUGAUUUCGAUGAAGCUGGUUCCCAUGCAGCUGAGCAAGAAAAGGUGGUGAAAUAUCCAUCUGGUACCUGCAUUCUCUGCCAAGAAGAAACCAACGACCUGCGGCUGUACGGGACAUUUGGAUAUGUUUCUGAAAGUAGCAUACUUCGCCUCACGGAUUUGAAGGACAAUGAUUGGGUUGAAGAAGUGACCCAAACCCCGAUCAGCCUUGAUCGCUCUGCAGAUUCAUUAAGGCCCUUCGGUGUGGCUGGAAAAAACAGACGAAUUGUUGAAAAGAUCACCUCUACUGGAGAAACAAUUCUCACUGAGAGGCAAGACCUGGGAAAAGGGUUUCCCUGCUUGCAAACUAGGAGAGGACCAGUCUCCACCGGCUGUGGACAUAUCAUGCACUACUCUUGCUUUGAAGUGUAUCUUCAAGCCACGCAGCGACGCCAUGUCAGCCAAAUUGCGCGCAAUCAUCCCGAGCGACCAGAUGCCAAGGAAUUCAUGUGUCCUCUCUGUAAAGCGCUUGGCAAUAUGUUCUUACCCAUCAUUUGGAAAGGACAGAAAGUCCAAUAUCCUGGGUCCCUAGCAACGGAGAACACUUUCGAUGAUUGGAUCGGUUCGCAAGUUGCUAUCAGCAUCUCAAAACUAGACAAGAGUCCUGAGAGAAAUAAUGGAGAGGCACCAGCGAGUCUGAAUCGGCAACAAAAGGCGCUCUACGACUAUGGUAUGCACGACUUUAUCCCUACGGUAGCGAGCCGACUUCCGGAUAUCGUGAAGUCAACCUUACUUACCAUGCCUGUACUCCAACCCACAACGCAGCCGCGUUUCCCGGUCCAGGUUCCUGGAUUCCUCUCAGCACAGAACGAUGAUCCUCGUGAGCCUGUAGUACUCCCAUCGGAGAGUACCCCUGCGGUUCAAAAUUCCCCAAUGUCCGAGCUUGUGAAGAUAUACCAGCGAAUUCGAGAUACAUUCCGAGUCAACGCGAUAUUUUCGACCUUUACAUAUUUACACUCGACGGUCGUUGAAGAUUUGACACAUACGGACACCCUUGCGAGGGCUUUGGGCUAUUCGAUCUCCGCAGUCGAAAUUGCUCAAAGAGGAGUACAAACAGAUCAUGUGAAGGGCACAUUGAUUGACAAAAUAUCCCCCCAGUCAUUAACCCAUUUGCGUGUGUUCUCGGAGACUGUGUCAUCGUACAUUACUAUCGGGAGCAUUCGGAACCAGGGUUCAACGAAGACCAUGGAAGAAUACCUGAAUAGCCAGUACCGGCAACUCCAUCAGCUUUUCAUUGGACAUCCCAAUAUGUUCGAUCCAGACACCCUACCGUAUGAUCUGAAGGGCAUACCGCCUUUGCUGAUGCAAGACCCGUUUAUACUCCUCGCGGAAUGUGCGAUAUGCGUUGUGCCAGCUCUCAAUCUCGAUAUCCACCAUGUCGUACGAUUAUGCUACUUGGCUGAGAUUGUGCGAGUUGUGCUAGCUUUUGCGGCCGACGGAAGUGAGUUGCUCGAGGAGACCGGUGACACCAAAGCGAAAGCUGCAGCCUCUGAUAUUCAAGCGCGUUUCCUGCACCCUGAACGAUUUAUCAAUGCCGAGAAGGUCAGCAACGGCAAUUUUAGACAGGACGAAAUGAACAAUCUGUUCUACUUCGUUUCACGUAUCUUCAAUAUCGCCAAUCUCCAAGACGCUCCAACCGCAGUGGACCUAGACAAUCCGGACCUUCAGGUGCAAACCAAAUUUGGCGAUCCCAAGUUCCUCUACUUCAUCUACACUAUGGCUUCUACUUACGCUCUGCCUUUCUUGCGAAAGGCUGCAAUCCUAAUGCAUGUUCGCUAUGGUGUGGAACUCCCUCAUAUUGCCUACGAGCGUGUCGAUGAGCCCGAGCUUGACCGUCUCUCUUCGCUUCUGAGGCUGCCUUCGCUCCACGAGGUAUUUGCUUCCUUUAGCGCCAAUACACCGGGUGGUUACGCUACACGCUCGGUCGCUGCAGGUUGGAUUCGCCACUGGAUCUGGGCACGAGAAGGCAAAGGCCCUCUGCAAUCAUCACUGGCCCUAUCCCACCCCGCCAUUUUCGAGCUUGUUGGACUACCGAAGAACUAUGAUACACUUACAGACGAAGCAAUUCGUCGAAGGUGUCCAACAACGGGCAAGGACCUUACCGAUCCGUGUGUGUGCCUCUUUUGUGGUGAAAUUAUGUGUAGCCAAGGCGUUUGCUGUAUGACGGACAGGAAUAGGGGUGGAUGUAAUCAGCACCAGACUAAGUGCGGUGGGAACAUCGGUCUUUAUAUCAACAUCCGCAAAUGCAUGGUGCUUUUCCUGAACCUGGAUAAUGGGACCUGGGCUGUAGCUCCUUACUUGGACAAGCACGGAGAGGUUGACCCCACACUUCGAAGGCAACACCAGCUCUACUUGAAUCAGAAGCGAUAUGAUGUGUUAUUGAGGAAGGUGUGGUUGGAGGGUGGGAUUCAGAGCCUUAUUGCAAGGAGGCUCGAGGGAGAUAUCAACAAUGGAGGAUGGGAGACACUGUGAAUGGGUCUACUCGUAAAUGCACAUGGCGCAAAGGGGAAUUCAGAAAGGGAAAAUGAGACCUUCAAAGCAUGUGACCAAAGCGGUCGCCUUUGAGGAAGGUAACAAGUUCCUGAAACGCUUUUGGGUAAAGCAUUGGGAGAAGUAUUAGUUAGAGGCGUAUUUUUGCGUUAUGCAUAAUGAAUCGAAUUCUUC
Lindgomyces ingoldianus is the source of this 6948-nucleotide messenger RNA. RefSeq lists its product as uncharacterized. The transcript has 2 exons. Gene Ontology annotation, biological process: ubiquitin-dependent protein catabolic process via the N-end rule pathway; protein ubiquitination. Lineage: Eukaryota; Fungi; Ascomycota; Dothideomycetes; Pleosporales; Lindgomycetaceae. Gene Ontology annotation, cellular component: cytoplasm; ubiquitin ligase complex. Gene Ontology annotation, molecular function: zinc ion binding; ubiquitin protein ligase activity. The record is from RefSeq and is a predicted model, not a curated record. Bases 241 to 6756 code for a protein of 2171 amino acids.